AUGCGCCUGCGGAGAUUGGUAGAAACCAAGAGCAGCGGCAAGUGCCAUGUACCUCCAGAGGUAGUUGCAGACUACAAAUCUGGAGGGGAGCUUCGAGAAUGGCUCGAAAUCGCGCUUUUGGAGUCAUUGAAAAAAAUUGGAACAUCACGGCAGUGUUUCAACCCCAUGAAGGCAGACUUCAAGCUUCGCUGCAAGAUCGUAAAGGAACGAAUGCUCCAGAAGGAGAAGGAGGUGAAGGGUAAAUGGUGGACGAAGGAAAAGAUGGUGAAAAGUGGAGAAUAUAGCCCGCAAAGCAUCCAAUCCAUCUGCGAUUAUUGCUCGCGCUUUCCACAAGCCCUUACAAGGGCUUGGAAGUAUAACUCAUCGGUGACGGAGUACUUUCUGGAGGACGAAACCACCACGGUUUUGCGAAUGAGUGAGAGAGUCACCGAGACGCAAGAGCAAGAGAAGGACUGCGUGUGCGUGUGUGUGGGUGGGGGUCAGGAUCGAUGCAAAGGUGUGGUUUCAUGCAACCUUGCCAAAUCUGCACACGUACAGUCACACAUGCGCAAUGUAUCGCCAGGAUGCAGAUGGCCGUCCUGA
Durusdinium trenchii is the source of this 582-nucleotide messenger RNA. The record is from the annotation of a GenBank genome assembly. Lineage: Eukaryota; Dinophyceae; Suessiales; Symbiodiniaceae.